AUGGGGCCUGCACGUUGCGCAGCCUCAUCUCUGACUCUCUGUGUCGCGCAGUGCAUCCAUAAGUUACCGCGAGUUUAAGUCGAGCGUGAAUCGUCCGAUCAUGUGUCAAAUUUAUGGAUUCGUUUGAAUGGUUCGAGUUCCAAAGCAGUCGCAGAAAUGCCGCAUACAGGUCAAGCCGGAGUGAACCAACUCGGCGGCGUGUUCGUGAACGGGCGACCGCUGCCCGACUGCGUGCGCCAGAAGAUCGUCCAGCUGGCCCUGGUCGGCGUCCGGCCCUGCGACAUAUCCAGGCAGCUGCUCGUCUCGCACGGCUGCGUCUCCAAGAUACUCACGAGGUUCUACGAGACCGGCAGCAUCAGGCCAGGCAGCAUAGGCGGCAGCAAGACCAAGCAAGUGGCAACGCCGAGCGUCGUGAAGAAGAUCCUGCGCAUGAAGCAGGAGCAGCCGACCAUGUUCGCCUGGGAGAUAAGGGAGCAGCUGGUGCGUCAGGGCGCCUGCGACCCCCAGAGCCUGCCCUCGGUCUCGUCCGUCAAUCGGAUACUCAGGGGCGGCGGCCUGCAGACCGACCAGCAGCACCCGUCCCUAGAGCACUCGUCCAUGUCGUCGGCGACCUCCUCUUCCUCGGCGGCGGCCACGGCUUAUCAGGCUCAGAUGCAGGGCAACGUCGUCGUGCAUCAGGCCGCCGCCGCCGCCGCAGCCGCAGCCGCAGCUGCUCAAACUGAAACACUCGUACGAGCGGAUUACCAGUUUUUCUAUCCUGCGAGCGGUGGCCUCGGUCCAUUGAGCGUCUCGUCCGUAGGAAGCGAAGCCGCCACGGCCCAGUCGGCAGCCUGGAACUCUUCCUUUUAUUCGUCGCUCUACCAGGCGCCGCACCUACAUACCCUCCAGAACAUAGCGAGAUCGCUGGAAUCGGAGCGGCUCCACGACAAUCCCGAAUCGUCGCAGUCGCAGGUGCUGCUCGAACUGAAAUCAAGCGCCAGCUCGACCCUCGGCAGCGAGGACUCGCUCGACAAAAGCGACCUCGAGGAGUCGGCCACGAUCCCGGACUCGCUCGCGAACGCUCAGCGUCCCAAGCCUUACCAAAGAAGCCCCAGCCGGACGCCCCAGACGGUCUUGGAGCUCGGCGGCAAGUGUAGCGCCUUUACGCCGACAAACAAGUGUACACCGAAUCGAGACGGGCCGUCCUCGACGUUCAUCAAGGCGUCGUUGCAGCAGCAGCAACAGCAGCGACAAACGCCGCAUCGGCCACAAACGCAGCAACAGCAGCAGCAGCAGCAUCAGCAGCAACAGCAGCAAGCCAAAAAACGAAAUCCGUACUCGAUCGAGGAGCUGCUGAAAAAGGACGACGCGUGCCCCAAGAAGAGGCCGAGACUCGGCGUAGCCGGAGUCGUCCAGCCUUGCGGCAUCGUCGUCGUGGGCAAAACCGAGCUGUGAAUUGUAAAAGUUAAAGCGUCGACGCGCGCCAAUACGUUAUACGAUAAGGAAAAAGGAGCAUGGUGUGCAUCCUCGAGCGAGAGCGCGACAAGCUUAUAGCUUUACGACUGCCAACUGCUGAGCCGCAAUAAAAGCACUUGUUGCCCGGCAAUGUUACACGCGCGCUCGCAAUUCCAGAGGGUGUGAAUACAUGCGCUUUUUAAUAGCUCGUAAAAUAAUAACACUUCCUUUUGCCGAUUCUCCAUUAUAGCGUUAAAUUUUACCCCUUGAUCUCACCGAGGAGAGACGACCAAAUAAUCGCCUUUCCUUUUUUCCAAAGGAGCGAUUUGUAUGAUAUUAGAGCUUAAUCGUUUUUUUUCUCCCUCUCUCUCUCUGUCUCUCUUGCAUUCUCCACUUGUACGAACGACUAUUAUCAACUUGUGGUUGUUCACGUCGUAUGUGUUUUAAGGCUGAUAUGUAAUGUAGAAAAAAAAUCAACACACACGUUUAGAUUGUCGAUAUUGUAGUAUAACACGAUUUUUAGCCAAUAAGUAGGUUGACUGUUAUCCCUAAUGAGCCAUAAUAACUAGAGCCAUUUAUCAUGUACUUAAUUUCUACUUGUAAUUUUCUCUCUCUCUACUUGUGUAUCAUCUCUUGCCGCAGCUGUUGAAAAAUCGUCGCAUGUUGUUUUUCUCUCGUGACGCUUUGAACCAGCCAUUUGAAUGUUAACAA
Trichogramma pretiosum is the source of this 2145-nucleotide messenger RNA. It is a transcript of the gene Poxn, whose product is annotated as paired box pox-neuro protein-like. Bases 157 to 1434 code for a protein of 425 amino acids. The record is from RefSeq and is a predicted model, not a curated record. Gene Ontology annotation, molecular function: RNA polymerase II cis-regulatory region sequence-specific DNA binding; DNA-binding transcription factor activity, RNA polymerase II-specific. Gene Ontology annotation, biological process: regulation of transcription by RNA polymerase II; anatomical structure development. The transcript is spliced from 6 exons. NCBI's taxonomy places the organism in Eukaryota, Metazoa, Arthropoda, Insecta, Hymenoptera, Trichogrammatidae.